CCAUGACUAUCCACCAAGGAAGCACUGAAAACUAUUCCAAAAUUGGCUCGGGAUUUUGUGGCACCGUUUGGGCCAUAGGCCUUGACGGCCCUGCAAUCAAAAGAGAAGAUGGAGGCCCAUCUCGAUCGCUCGCGAACGAUUUCACAAUGCACCAACGCGCGAUCGACGCGUUUCGCAAACUAUCAUCCACCAAAUCUUGUCGCGAUCGCCCCAGUGUACGCAUUCCGCAAUGUCACCGCUUCAUAUCCUCCGACGACACGGCCUGGUGGACGAAGAAUCUCCCGUUCUUUCCUCAUCGAUACUCGUCCUGCAACGCUAUCUCCUCCGAGCGUAUCCCCCCUUUCCCCGACGAUACAAGAGCUCUGUUGGUGGGGAAAUACUGCCACUUCUUUCCCGAACUCCGCCCACAAAUCAUGACAAGCACAAGCAAUCAGGCCUGUCUGAUAAGGCCGUAUAUCGGCCGCCAGCGCACCUACGGAACCGCAAUGAAUGUGCGCUCCAGAUUCCGAGGCUUCUCUCUACAGAACUUUCCGUUGCAUAUUGACCAGAUGGCGGAGCUAGGAAUACCGUCCGACGAUAUUGAAUGCUACGCGGCGAUGAUGGGAGAAGCUUUGGCUGCACUGCACUGGCUUGCCGAAAUUGACGCCAAUGACGUGGAAUUCGUUCUAGCUCCAUUGCCCGUUACGGAGAAAUGCCACAAUAACAUUACUCCGACGGCAAUGACGAAUGUAUUAGGGAAGCACACUAUGUGGACUCUGGACUUUGAUCUGUGUCGCCCUCUCACCAUGGACUUCGAGGGUGUCAGGAACGCUGUCAACGCAUUUUUCAAGAAUGAUCCAUUUACUCCACGGCCCAAGACAAAUUACUGGACGGCAUUCUGCAGUCAGUAUUUACGGACUGCCAAAAACGUGAUAUGUUCAUUUCAUGGAGACGAAGUGAAUGUAGAAGAUCGACUCGCUCUCUCUACCCACUUCAUUGAAUCUGUAGAGCAGCGAAAAUGAAUUACGCUGUCGGCAGUGAAUGAAGAGCACUUACUAACUCUUCUCAUUCUAACCUUCCCUCUGCAUAUCUCUUUUCUUUAUUUCCUUUCUCUACCAAAAAGCAUUCUCAAGUAUCUCGAUUGCCCAGAUUCUCUUGCAACAUGGCAACUGCAAAGAGAAUGAGCGAACAGAAACCUGAUUGACAAGCUACUUGGUGGAUGCAAUGCAACAGAGCCUCUGGCUGGAGGAUGAGUUGCAAAGACAGGAGUACGAGACUCCCCAAACUCGACUUCGAAGGCUUCUUUGCACAAAUCAGCGAUAUCAACAUUGUCCUCUCAUGCGGAACGCGAGCAAGCCGCGGUUCGCCGCAGAACGCUCCCCCGAGCAAGAAUGUUAUCGAGACCUUUCUUACCUCCCAGAC
Messenger RNA from Aspergillus steynii IBT 23096, 1401 nucleotides. Its product is annotated as zinc finger protein. The annotation marks the transcript as partial. Lineage: Eukaryota; Fungi; Ascomycota; Eurotiomycetes; Eurotiales; Aspergillaceae. The transcript has a single exon. The record is from RefSeq and is a predicted model, not a curated record.